This is a messenger RNA of Prorocentrum cordatum, 486 nucleotides long. The record is from the annotation of a GenBank genome assembly. NCBI's taxonomy places the organism in Eukaryota, Dinophyceae, Prorocentrales, Prorocentraceae.
AUGCCAUUGAUCUGCGGGAUCUACGGCUGGAAGAUGAACCUCCUCGGGGACCUCAUGUACUCUGGCACCAGCAUCCCGAAGUGCUGCGACGCGUGUCAGAUCGCGAGGGAGUCGUUCCCAGCCGGCAGCUGGCGCUGUGGGGCCAGAGAGGGCUUCAACGACUUUGCCCUGCGGCGGAUGGCGCGCGAGGGCUGCGAGCAGGAGCGCGGAGCGGACCCCCCCGAGAUCUUGUGGAGCACCUGGGAGAACCGCGGCCCGGGCACCUCUCCGCCGCUGGCGGUCGUCCUCGACAAGGCAUGGCAGCGCUUGGUAGUUGUGGUGCGUGGCACUAUGGUUAGGAUGCUAUCGCCGAUAUUGGGGCCCACUCGGUCUUCUUCGACCCUUUCGGCUGGGCGGAUGCGUCGGAAAGGCGGGAGAGGCCGUUCGAUGAAGAGCACGGCCUGUUUGUCCAUGGUGUCAUUCACGAUUGUGCCGUGGACGCCAUGA